Coffea eugenioides is the source of this 2249-nucleotide messenger RNA. Its product is annotated as multicopper oxidase LPR2. Bases 149 to 1939 code for a protein of 596 amino acids. The transcript is spliced from 4 exons. The record is from RefSeq and is a predicted model, not a curated record. Lineage: Eukaryota; Viridiplantae; Streptophyta; Magnoliopsida; Gentianales; Rubiaceae. Gene Ontology annotation, molecular function: oxidoreductase activity; copper ion binding.
CCUUUCUGGAACCAUCACAGCCAGUCAGGCUUUCAUUCUCACACCCCCAAGUAUUCUCUUUGGUUGUGUCAAUCUUAAAGAGCAAAUGACUGUCUCAUUAUCAUCACCAACAAAAUACACGCACAACACACACUAAAACAUAAUAUACAUGUUCCCCAGUCCAACCUUCUUUUUUUUUUUUGUCUUUGUUGAGUUUGUGAACUCAAGAAAACUGAAGAUGGUGGGACUGGAGAGGUUCUUGAUAACUUUUUUUGCUUUGCUGGCAAUCUGCAAAACUCCACGGGCAGAUGAGAAGCUAUUAGAUGCAUCCCAGUUGAAAAUGUUCGUUGAUGAGCUUCCUGAUAUGCCCAAGAUCAAAGGAUAUGAUGUUGUCAAUGGCGAUCCUGUUCCUAAAUCACUGAUUAUUGGCAUGUUUCACAAGAAAUGGAAAUUCCAUAGGGAUAUCCCUGCAACACCAGUGUUUGCAUAUGGUACAUCGGCACAUACAGCCACAGUCCCUGGACCAACAAUCGAGGCCGUUCACGGGAUCGGUACGCAUGUGAGUUGGCGAAAUCACCUCCCUUCAAAGCACAUACUCCCAUGGGAUCCAACAAUUCCAACGGCUAUACCUUCUACGAAGGAGGGAGUUCCUACGGUGGUGCACCUUCAUGGUGGCAUUCAUGGACCUGAGAGUGAUGGGCAUUCAGAAUCAUGGUUCACUAGGAAUUUUAAACAGAGAGGACCCACUUGGACUAAGAAAAAGUUCCAUUAUCAUAACAUUCAACACCCUGGAACCCUAUGGUACCAUGAUCAUGCAAUGGGGUUGACUAGAGUCAACCUCUUGGCUGGCUUGAUUGGGGCCUACGUCAUCCGCCAACCGGAUUUAGAGGUCCCACUUGGCCUGCCGUAUGAUGAUGAAUUUGAUCGGCCGUUGGUCGUAUUUGAUCGUGGCUUCCGUGUUGACGGUUCGAUUUUCAUGAAUUCCACCGGAAAUAACCCUACCAUACACCCUCAAUGGCAGCCGGAGUACUUUGGCGACGCGAUCAUAGUCAACGGUAAAGCGUGGCCCUACAUGAUCGUACGGCGGAGAAAGUACCGAUUCAGGAUCAUCAACGCAAGUAACGCUCGAUUCUUUAAGUUCUAUUUCACUAAUAAUUUGACGUUCAUCCACGUGGCAUCUGACUCAGCGUAUCACGAACGGCCGGUGAUCCUUAAAGAAAUGUUAUUGGCCCCGUCCGAGAUUGCUAACGUGGUGGUUGACUUUUCAAAGUCAAAAUCCAAUUCAGCUAUCCUAGCCAAUGAUGCACCGUAUCCCUACCCAUCAGGAGAUCCUGUUAAUGAAGCUAAUAGUAAGGUGAUGAAAUUCAUCAUUAGCACACAUCACGAAGUCGACGAAUCAAGAAUCCCGGAAAAAUUGAUCAAGUAUCCGUCGUCCGAUGCAUCUCCGGUGGCCCACACAAGGUACAUUGCCAUGUAUGAGUACACUAGCAACAUUGAUGAGCCUACACAUUUGUACAUCAAUGGAAAACCAUUCGAGGCACCCGUAACUGAGAUGCCAAAAGUUGGGAGCAGUGAAAUUUGGUAUGUGAUCAAUCUGACGGAGGAUAAUCACCCAUUGCACAUCCAUUUGGGGCUUUUUGUAGUGUUGGAUCAGACAGAGUUGGCUAAGGAAGAUGAAUUUAAGGAUUGCAUGCUGAAGUACAAUGAUGCAAUUAAGUGCCAUGUCAGCAAAUACGCACGUGGCAAAAAGGUGUUGGUGCCAGCUCAUGAAAGAGGGUGGAAGAAUGUGUACAAGAUGAUGCCUGGAUAUGUUACAAAGAUACUAGUGAGAUUUUCUUUCAUACACUCGAAUGAAUCCUACCCCUUCGAUGCAACUUCGAAGCCUGGCUAUGUCUACCAUUGCCAUAUCUUGGAUCACGAAGAUAAUGUGAUGAUGAGGCCCUUGAAGCUUAUUGCUUGACGAGUCAAAGCAGGAUAUAUGAUUAAUGAUGUAUGGACCUGUGCAGGCUGUAUUGAGCGCUAAAUACGUACGUAAAUAUUAGGAGGGGGAAAAGAAGGAAAAGAAGUUACAGAAAAGUUUUGUACUUCCAUGCUAAGUUGAUUGGUAGUACGUAAAUUUUCUGUAACUUCCAUACUAAAUACGUACGUAAAUUUUCCCCCACCUCCUCCCCCCAAACACAAAAAAAAAUAAAAGGGUUGAUUGGUAGCAGAGGAAUCAUUCUGCAGGAGGUAUUUCAUGUAACAAGCCAGUUUGGGUGGGAGAUUAUUUG